AUGCACUUUUUUUUCUGGACGGCGUGGGCCGUUGUUGGUUUCUUUGCCUUGCUUGGGCUUAUGGUCGAUGCUGCCGGCAUUUUGGAGAUUGACCAGGCUUUUCCACGCCCCAACGGGAACUAUGCGCCAACGUCAUCGAUGCCCAUCAUCUUUGCUUUUCGGAACGCCGAGCUCGCCCGAUUUCUCAAUCCGUCGAUUGUCUAUUACAUCUUGGACCUCAACGAAACCGGGUCUGGUCGGGGUAUGUCCUCACACGCGCACCACCUGACAUGGAAAACCAACUGGUCCAGCAGCGAACCGUACUUCGCAUAUACCUUCUUCGGGAAUUUCACUAAGGAGUCGAGCUGGAAGCUAUCCGCUGACAUCUUCUGGCAAAGCUGCGACGAGAACGACUUUGGACCUGGGCGCAACAACAUUCACACCAAUGGCUCAAGCUGGAACGUUGAGUUCCAGACCAGUAAUGAGGGGCAGAAGGUCGAUUUGGUUGCUGCAACAGCCAACGACACGGCCUGCCCGAAGGAAAUCGGAGUGGCUAUCAACGUCACCGACACAACCAUGAAGGUGCCACCGGGGAUGAGCUGGAACGGCCAGGCGAAUGGGACCUGUGUGGUGGUGGCAUCCUCAACACCGACGCAGACUGCGAAUCCAUGUCUUGUCAAGAUCGACGCUGCCGCGGCCGCGAGUAUGACUGCCGCUAGAUUGUGCCACAGUUUGUACCCGCCGUCAAACUGCACGUCAGAGAACACCGGCCAGAGGUUAGCCGUUGCGAGCCUGGCAUGCUUCACGGCUGGGCUUGGGGCCCUUCUUUCCAUAUCUUACUUGCUUGGACUUGAUGGACUGUAG
Molecule: messenger RNA, 843 nt
Organism: Parathielavia appendiculata
Lineage: Eukaryota; Fungi; Ascomycota; Sordariomycetes; Sordariales; Chaetomiaceae
Exons: 1
Coding region: 1-843 (280 amino acids)
Source: RefSeq, a predicted model, not a curated record